Messenger RNA from Dracunculus medinensis (Guinea worm), 2448 nucleotides. Lineage: Eukaryota; Metazoa; Nematoda; Chromadorea; Rhabditida; Dracunculidae. The record is from the annotation of a GenBank genome assembly.
AUGUCUGCUAAUAUCGUAGGUUAUGUUCGUAAUCACAAAUCAGUACAUCAAGGCAAAGAACCAUUGAAACGUUUUGCUGAAGCAAAAAAAUUUAUGGGAGAUAUUUAUGCGGAUCUUGAAGCAUAUAUAGAUGAACUUACCAAAUUUUAUCGUGAUGUCAUCAAUGGUCAAACGAUAGUACCUGACGAGCAGAUGCAAGAAGUUGAGAAAUUUAAAGGUAGUAUCAGCACUAUCCGAGAUAUGUUUAUGCGCGAUACAAUGAAAGUUGCGUUCUUUGGCAGAACAAGCAAUGGUAAAAGUUCCGUAAUAAAUGCGAUGUUACAUUCGAAGAUUUUGCCUCAGGGAAUGGGUCAUACAACAUGUUGUUUCAUUCAAGUCGAAGGUAGUCCUGAUAAUGAGAAAUAUAUAAUUAGUGAAAAUUCGACUUCUCCUAUCAAUAUCUCAGAACUUCAAAGGCUUGCUAGUGCUGUAAGCGACGAUAAUGCAUCUAUGGGGCAAGAUUCUCUUUUACAUGUUCUUUACCCUAAAUCCGAAUCGAGAUUAUUGCAAAAUGAUGUUGUCAUUGUUGAUAGUCCUGGUGUUGAUUUUUCUCCUGAAUUCGAUAAUUGGAUAGAUAAGCAUUGCUUGGAUGCUGAUGUAUUCGUAUUGGUGUGUAAUGCUGAAUCUACGCUAACACAAUCUGAAAAAAAUUUCUUUCAUCGAGUCAGCUCAAAACUAAGCAAACCGAAUAUCUUCAUUCUUAACAAUAGAUGGGAUGCAAGCGCUGCGGAAAUGGAGCAUAUGCAGCAGGUUAAAGAACAACAUAUGAUAAGGUUUAAAGAGUUCCUUGUAAACGAACUGAAUGUUUGUUCCGAACACGAAGCCAAGGACAGAAUUUUCUUCAUAUCAGCACGGGAAAUGUUGGAUGCGCGACUGAAAGAAAGGAAUCUUAUCAAAAUAGAUGUUCUAUUUUUUUAUAUUUUUUUUAAAAUUAUUCUUGAAUGGUUUAUUAUUUAUUUAUUCAUAGCAUAUCAAAUGGAAGGUCAUCAAUUUCGUGCUAUGGAAUUCAUGAAUUUCGAAACUCAAUUUGAACAAACUAUAUCCAAAUCUGCAAUUAGUACCAAAUUCGAGUCGCAUCAUCGUCGUGCACGGGAAAUCGUGAAUUCUAUGCGUGGCAAUUUGGAAAUUGUUCAGAUAAACGCAGUGAAACGGCGAGAACAGCUUCAGCAGAAUUAUUGCAAUCGUGAAGAAGAAUUCAAACAAGGUCUAAAUAGCUGGAAAGAAUUCGAACGUUUCGCCAUUACCGAAUCGCAACGUUUGAAAAAUGAGGUACAUCUCAAAGUUUCGGCUGAUUAUUACGAAGAAAUAUUCCGGCUGGAAUCAAUUAUAGACAAAUUUGAUGGCAAAUUCAUCGAUGAACCUUCUUGCAUCCUUCAGUAUAAAAAGGCAGAUUCAUUUAAUUUCUAUAUUUCAUUUGGAAUUCGUAAUUUUUGUCAUGAAUAUUUACAUUCUUUCUUUUUUAUUCCUUUAUCUUUGGCUGAUUUCUUGGACAAAGUAGUCAAAGAAAAUUUAGAAAUACGUUGUACAGGUGGGCUAAUGCAGCGUAUAUGGAAUUUAGAAAAUAAUAUGUUCGAACAAAUUGGUCGAAUUUUGCCUGAGCCCUAUUCCAGAAAGUUGGACGAGGUUUGGCGAUAUCGUGCACCUUUCCGUUUUACAAUCUGCGUUAAUUGUCCUUCUUUAAUGGAGGAUUUCCAUGAAGAUUUAAUUUUCCGAUUCAGUCUUGGUUUACCUUCACUGAUUCGCCGUUUUAUUGCAUUUCGGUCAGGCCAACCAGUCACUGCUAUAAGCAAUAAUUAUUUCUUGCAAGCUUUUAAAAAGAAUGAACUUACCGACAGUGGUGGCGAAGCAACUAGUUCGCAAUCGAAUCAAGUCGCUCGGCACGAAGCAGAAAUAUUUAAUCGAAGAGAUGAAGAUAAUGCUUUAAUAACUCAAGUGGUUUUAUCAUCUGUUGGAUAUAUCGCGAAUGGUGGUGUUGGAUUAUUGGUAAUCGGUGGUCUAGUUUCGCGAACAGUGGGAUGGCGAAUUAUCGCUGUAAGUGGGUUGUUAUAUGGUGGGCUUUAUGCUUUAGAAUGGUGGCGUUGGAAUUCUGGCGCAAAAGAACAACAUUUGAAGGAUCAGUUCCGUUCACAUCUUGCUACACGAAUGCGCAAUAUGGCUGCAAGUCAUACCAGUAAUUGCGAAUCUCAAGUUCUAUGGGAAAUGCAACAGGUCUUCAACGGACUUAAAGCCACUGUUGGAGGAGCUCACCAGGAAAUGAAAAAUGAACUUGAUGAAACGCAGCAGAAGAUUGGAAAUAUCGAAAAUGUCAUUAAGGGAUUGAAUACCAUAAAAGGCAAAACUGCAUUUUUGAAUACUGAUUUGGAUCGAUUUGAUUUAGAAUUUUUGCAGGCAGAUUCGCUUUCCCCAUAA